This is a messenger RNA of Ruditapes philippinarum (Manila clam), 2553 nucleotides long. RefSeq lists its product as uncharacterized. Lineage: Eukaryota; Metazoa; Mollusca; Bivalvia; Venerida; Veneridae. The record is from RefSeq and is a predicted model, not a curated record. The coding region runs from base 410 to 1636 and encodes 408 amino acids. The transcript is spliced from 2 exons.
UACGUUGGUUUUAUUAUAUCUACCUUGUUUGUUUAUAGAAGUGUAUGAAAAUAUUUACCAUUGUUCUUAGUGACAUUUGACGCUUUCAAAAAAGGAAAAAAGAACGGUUCAUUGCAGGAUAUAUAUAGACUGUUCUGUCAUUAUUAACUCAGGCGCUUCACUGAUUGGUUUAAAACGAUCUAUAUCAGAUUAUACAUAAAUUUCUGUUGUAUUGUCAGGAAGAAUUUUUAAUUUUGGAAAGAGUGUUUGUUUGUGAAAUUUGGAGUAUUGUUCUUCAAAAGAAAUUUAUAACGAAAUGAAGUAAAUUGUUUGAAUACGACGUUAAUGACGAAAGGAAAUUAUUGUUGUUUAUAUUAUUUAAAGUAACAAAAAUAAUUCUUAGAAGAAGGUAAUUUCCAAAAACAGCAACAUGGGGAGUCGCCGUAAAAUGACAGAGCGGGAGAUGAAAGCAACUGCGCUUAAUAAAAAAGAAGACCGCGUUCUGCAAAAAACAUUCGGCACGUUAAAUCUUGAGAUGAGUUUUACGUAUAACGUCAUUUCGCUGCACGUGCGCACUGUCAAAGCUAAUUUUAGACGUUUACGUGAACGGGUUGAUAAAUUGAAGUCCUAUCUGACACCAGAAGAAAUAACUGCUCUUAGACAAUUAGAAGAAGAGGGUAAAUUCAAGCCAGCUACGACGUUUAAUGUAAAUGCCGCUAUGAAAAUAGCUGCCGCAGCCCGCAGACUCAAUUUAUAUCCUGAAGGUUUGAAUCGCUCGCGGACAACAGUUUCAGCAAAACAUAAUCGCAAUAACGAUAAACUGCUAACGGGCAGGUCAAAAACAGAUACGAACUUGUUGCGAAAUCGGAGUAAUUCUGUUACAGGAGUAUUUAUUGAUGCUCCGCUCCCGGACAACGCGGUGCGGAGGAAUUCCACAGCCGAAAUUCCGGUGAAAGUAGCGAUACGCCCGGUAAGCGCGGCCGUUGCUGAACAAACCGAUUUGAAGAUUCCACAGAGGGGUUUGAGACCAGCUUCCUCAGAAUGCUUUGACAGAGAAAAAAUUCAACUGCCUAAAACUGUGUCAACAAAACCUAGCACAGAGACGUCUGAUAACUUUUCUUAUGAAAAGACGGAAAGGGUAACGGAAACGGGAACCGGAAAAAUGAAAAAGUCCCCACUUGAUAAAAUGGCUAUGAUUAAUAUAACAGACGAAUCACUUGAUACCGGUAGAAAUAAAUUAUUUGAAGACAGACGGCAGGAACUUUUACAAGACGAACAUACGUUUUACGUGAAUUUAGAAAAACGUAAGAAUCACUUCAUUGGUAAGGUUGACGAAUAUCUAAUUCAAAAUCCGCCAGUAAAGUUUGACACUCCCAUGAUGCCUAUAGUAAUUCCGCAUGCCUCCGCCGACGAAGAUGAAGUAAUGGCGUAUAGCCGACGGCGAGUCAGAAAAUAUGACACGGAUAGAACAUUUACAUCGGAGGAAGAAUAUAAACAGCGAGAAGGAAAUUUGUGGAAAGACAUGAAUAAAACAAGGUACUUGCGGGUACCCGACGAGAAAAUAGAUUUAUCUGGCGUGGUAACAUUAGCCAAAGAUCAAAUGCAGCUGUAUCAUUUAUUAAAAUCCACGGAACCAACACACGUUGUAACAUACUGAAAAGAAUGUCUAUUCUGUCAUAUUCUGUUGCUAAAUGCAUAGUGAUUUCCGUCAAAGCGAGGCUGUGAAGAUUGUAUUUUAUAAUCAUUUUUUGUGUGAUAUGUUUCAUGCAUUUUUGUAUGUGUUUGAUUUAUGUAAUAGGUUGCGGUAAUUGUUAAUUAGCUAAAAUUACAAGAGUGCAAUUUAUAUCAUUUAAUAAAAUUUAUCACAACAACGAUAAUGCGAAAUUAGGCUAAUCAGUAAACCAUCAUAAAUAGUAAGAACAGCAUAGCAACAACUUUUGUAAGAGACUUCGGCAUAUACAAUGCCUACUGAUCUGCUAAAUUAACAAGAAUAUUUUCGUACUUGUAUCAGGCUGUUUUUCGGUUGAAAUGUGGUUUAUAUGACGCAGACUUCCGCUAAAUAUUUUUUAAUUAAAAACAACAUUAAAAAAGCAGCAGCAACAACUGAAUUAAAAUUUUCGCAUGUGAUUUUGUGGUCAGUAAAUGUGUAAAAUGUUAUUUAAAAGUUAGGUCGUGAUAUAAUCGUGACGUUUACAUUAAUACAAGCUGUCUAAAAUUCUUAGAACUUACAAUUUAUAAUAUACAUAGCAAAUAUAAUUAAAGCACAAAACAAAACACGCCCAAAUUCAUGUUUUUCUUUGUUCAUGUUUUUCCGAGUUUUUUUUUAACGUUUCAUUUUUAUAUGAUAUUAUUCCGCACAUUAUGUUGAAAAUAUUGGGGGACAAACACAAAUUAUGUGAUAUCAUACACAAUACUUCUUAUGUGUUGAAUGUAGAGCAGUAUUCAUUGAAAUCUUUGGUUUUGUAUAAAUGUACAAUGUAUCUAUUUAUGAUAAGUCAUUUUAUAAAUGACGAAAGGUGAAUGAGUCAUAUAUUGCGUAUAUUGCGGCUGUAAUAAAAUGUGGUUUUUAUCGUC